Molecule: messenger RNA, 1708 nt
Organism: Zea mays
Lineage: Eukaryota; Viridiplantae; Streptophyta; Magnoliopsida; Poales; Poaceae
Exons: 5
Coding region: 372-1403 (343 amino acids)
Biological process (GO): regulation of DNA-templated transcription
Cellular component (GO): nucleus
Molecular function (GO): protein dimerization activity; DNA-binding transcription factor activity
Source: RefSeq, a predicted model, not a curated record
UCUAAAGGGAGAGCCAAAUCCAAUCUGCCAUGGCCAAGUACCAUCGCCCCAAGCAAAGGGCGCUGGGCACCCCAUAUCUACCCACCAGCCGUUCUCCCUAUAUAUAUUGAUUGGGAAAUUGGGCAUAGAACCGGGAUCGAAAGGGACACGCAAGCUUCACCCACACAAGGCCACAAGAUCCUCCCUACGCCACACGCUCCUCCUACAUAGUAAUUGCUAACCGCGCUGCGUUGAUUCACUCGUCGGUGGCUCAGAGACCUGCACCAAAACAGCCGAGGCAAAGCUUGCCCCGAGUCCUCGUGUUUUUUCCCCCUUUCUCCCCCUUAGUCUUAGGACUCGGCGUUUUGAUCCCGCCUCUGGGGUCGCUGGCAAUGGCGCGAUGCCGGGGGACCGCCGAGAGCCUCUGCCAGGGGCGGCUCGACCUCGACGACGACAAGUUCGGCGCAAUGUGCACCACCGCGUUCGGCUGCCUCCAGGAGUGGCCGGACCUGGGCGCCAUGUGCGGCGCGAACCUCGGCGUGCCUGCCAUGGCCGGCAACGGCAACGAGUCCUCUUGCAGCGGCAGCGGCGGCUCCAGGAAGAGGAAACCGGACGCGUACGACGGCCUCGAUGCCACGCAGGGUGGUGCAAACGACAUGAGCAAGAGACCCAGAGGGAAGCGGCUGUCUGGCAUCUCUGAGAUCGUGGCGCCAGGGAAAGGGAAGCAGGAGCGGCCAAAGGCAGGCACAAAGAAAAAGGCCGAGGCUGCAUCGGCGGCGGCGGCGGCUGCUGCUGCCGGCCAUAAGACCGACUACAUCCACGUCCGGGCCCGCCGCGGCCAGGCCACGGACAGCCACAGCCUCGCCGAGCGGGUGAGGAGGGAGAGGAUCAGCGAGCGGAUGCGGUACCUGCAGGAGCUGGUGCCCGGGUGCAGCAAGGUCACGGGCAAGGCCGGCAUGCUUGACGAGAUCAUCAACUACGUGCAGUCCCUGCAGAAGCAAGUCGAGUUCCUGUCCAUGAAGAUCGCCGCUUCCAACCCGGUGGUGAGCUUCGACAUCGUCGAGGACCUCUUCGGCCGGCAGCUGAAGCAGUCACGACGCAGCCCGGCGGCAGCCCUGCCCGCGAUGGCUCUGCCGGCCGGCCAGCUGGAGCCGUCCUGCCUUCAGAUGAGCCACAUGCCGCAGAUGCAUCCAUCUGCAGCGGCAAACUCCACCGGAUUUGGGCUGGACAUGGUCGUCAACAACCCGUACGCGCCCGCCGGCGCGAGCUGCCCUGUGUCGGCUGCCGCGUCGGUAUCGGUGGCGGCCGGACCGUCGACGACCGAGCCGUGCCUCAACGUGAAUGGAACUGCUGCCUGGGACAUUGGCUCCCGGAAUUUGUUCAGCGGAUUUGUUGCACAGUUUCAGUCAGUAGAAAGUGAGUAGCUGCUUCCUGAAGACCAAGCCAGCAGUCACUUGGCCUCAUGUGAAAUGAAAAAAAACACAGUAGUGGUUAGAUCAGGGCAAAAUAAACCCCUACGGCCCAACCUGAACAUGUUUAAAGUUCAGAGUUCAUAAUGGCCGUACAUGCCAUCACGGAAUUCCCAAACUGGCGGACGAUCCAAUAACUCUACCAAAAAAUGAGCACAUCAAACAAAAUUUGACUAUGUUCAUGCAAAUUCAGACUUGUAUGAGCCGUGUAUAUGUUACCGUGAAGUUAAGAGACUUUUAUACAUUUAACUUCAGCAUGA